AUGCGGCGACCACACCGCAAAUCGCGGUAUGGAUGCAAGAACUGUAAACAGUCACAUAAGAAAUGCGACGAAGGACGGCCAUCGUGUCAGAAUUGCGUCACAGCGGAACGACGGUGCUCAUAUUUAGAUUCCAUUGCCAAACCAUCACGUCCGCAUUUAGCACUCCCGGUGGCAUCAACCUCCUCCCAUAGAAGCCCAGUCUCAUCCGCAUUGUCUGCUACGAAUGAGGUUUCUCAACAUGAGUUGACAACAGGCGGCAGUAGCGGCUGUAGUACCGCUGGAAAAGAGGAACUAUCAAGUCCCCACACUCACGAGCGGUACAAUCUGCUGCACUUGGAGCUGUUGAAUCAUUUUAGAACCGUCGUUGGCCAAGAACUGGUGCGUGACCAGCCAGAGGACGAAAAUCUCAUCCAGCAAGCAAUCAACCAAGCAUAUAAAACACCCUACCUGAUGGAUGAGUUGAUCGCGUUCGCGGCGGCGCACAAAAGCGUCGUUCCAGGUCAGCCGAAAAGCUUGUAUGCAAGCGAGGCAACGCGACUACAAACCAGAGCGCUAGCUGCAUUCAACGCGGCCACAGCAGAAAUCUCAGAUGAGAACUGCAUGUCUAUGUUCUGGUUUUCUGCUAUCCUGGGUCAGCAUGUUAUGUUCAACACAUUCUCAUCACUAUCAGACCUCUCUACAGUGCUAGAUCGGUUUGUGCAGUGCCUGACCCUGCACAGAGGCGUCCGCGUCAUUUCCAGCGAAGCGUGGCCGCGGAUUCAACAGGAGCUCUACGGCCACGUCGGUGACCUACCGCUAGACCCAGCCGAAAUCGAGACAGGUAGCCGGGGGGACGAGUGUGCAUCGCUUUUUCAACUCUUAGACGAGAGUGGUCUCAAUCGGUCUUGCAUAAAGCAAGAUGUCUUGACGCUUCAGCGCAUGUUUGAUGAGCAGAAUAGCCGGGAAUUUUCAAAAAGCCGCUACAUCCUUCUCCCCCAGGAGUGGCUCGUACGAGUUUCUGUGGAGUUUGUGCACCUUGUAGAACAACGUCGACCAGAGGCUCUGGUGGUUCUUGCUCAUUAUAGUGUUCUGCUCCUCAGGGCGAAACAUUACUGGGUGAUAGACGGUGCUGGAGGCUUCUUGAUACAAUCAAUCACGAGACACCUCGGAUCAUACUGGAGCCCAUGGCUCAAAUGGCCGAAUUUGAUGCUGGAAGAUCCAUCAUUGCAACAUGGAGGGCCUCGAUGA
Molecule: messenger RNA, 1227 nt
Organism: Truncatella angustata
Lineage: Eukaryota; Fungi; Ascomycota; Sordariomycetes; Amphisphaeriales; Sporocadaceae
Exons: 1
Coding region: 1-1227 (408 amino acids)
Biological process (GO): regulation of transcription by RNA polymerase II
Molecular function (GO): DNA-binding transcription activator activity, RNA polymerase II-specific; zinc ion binding
Source: RefSeq, a predicted model, not a curated record